AUAGCUCAAGCUGUGGGUAAUAGCACGGUGACUAUAAAUAUAGGAUGUGCUUCAAAUAAUGUGCCUCUAGUUAUUUCAGCUUAAAAAUCGCGCGCCUCAGGGGGUAGUACCAGUGGCGGCAUGGAGCAAGGGCGCCUGCACCACCGACCGCCAGUCGUGCCGCCCACCAGGAGGCUCGCGUUCAUCCCGGAGCCGGUGGAGCCCGAGGAGCCGCCGGCUCCGACCACCCCGCGCUGCUCGUGGCGCGUGGCUCCGCCGCCGCCACCGCCUGCCGACGCUGCCGGCCGCGCGCCCAUGUCGGAGCGACAACAGCUGGCUCUGCUGCUCCAGCUGACCUCGCCAGCGGCUCCGUCCACCCCGUCCAGCGGCGAGGGCUCCCCUGCCACCCCGUGCGGCACCACUCCGGCUCAGCGCCGGCUGCACAAGCGCAACGAGCGCGGCGAGACACCGCUGCAGGUGGCGUCCAUCCGCGGCGACCUGCGGCGCGUGCGGCGCCUCAUCGCCGACGGUGCCGACGUCAACGCCGCCGACUUUGCCGGCUGGACGCCGCUGCACGAGGCGUGUAUCCACGGCUGGUCGUCGGUGGCGCGCGCGCUGCUGACCGCCGGCGCCGACGCCAACCGGCCGGGCCUGGACCGUGUGACGCCGCUGCACGACGCGGCCGGCAACAGUCGCCGGCGGCUGGUGCGCCUGCUGCUGCAGCACGGCGCCGACCCGGCGGCCCGCACCGCGCGCGGCCAGCGGCCCGCCGAGCUCGCCUCGGAGCCGCGCGUCCGCCGCCUGCUGGAGACGGCCGCCGCCGGCGGACCGGUCAGCGACGGCAGCGGAGACAGCGAGAGCAGCGACAUCGAGGACGAGGAGGACAAGGAGAACCAGCCGGAGACCCCGCAGCGGCGUCCGAACCGGCUCACCAGUCGGCUGCGGCGGCUGACAGACGCCAUGGACGCCUCUGACUCCAGCUCGGGCGCCGCCGGCGGCGGCGGCGGCGCCGACAUGUACGACUUCAAGCCGGAGCAGGAGCGCGACUCGCAGCCCGGCGCCGCCGAUAAGGAUGAACAGAGGGAAGGUAAACAGACCGCCAGUCCGGCCCGGCAGGACGACACGCGCCCGACCGACGACGGCAAACGACCCGCGUCGGAGAUGGAGGAUGCAGACGGAGAGGAGGGUGCCAAGAAGAAGAAGAAGAAAGAGGACCUGCCCAAGCCGGCCCCCAAGUCUGGGAAGGGUGGAGAGAAAGUUGGUAAAACGACCGGCAAGUCAGUGGUUGGCGGAAAGCCGGGCAAAGGCUAUGGUAGUGGCAACGAGCGCCGCAGUCCGACGGGCUCGCAGGGCGCCGCCACCCCGCCGAAGAGUAAACCGGCGAGCCGCACCACAUCGGAUGACAGCGACGGAGAGGAGCGCCGCGAGGGCCCCAAGGUUCCGCCGCUGAAAAUCGUCAUCAACGCCGCCAGCGCCGAGCAGGAGCAGGUGAAGGGCGGCAAGGGCGCCAGCGGCGCGCGGCUGCCCUACGUGGUGGCCUCUCAGGCGGACACCGAGUCUGACGAAGUGAGCUCAGAGACAGCUGCCAGCCAGGCGGCGGCGGCGGCGGCGGCAGCGGACGGCACCGGAGAGGACGGCUCCCCGGGCGGCGGCGACAAGUCGAGCACGCCGGCGCGUGUCACCCGCUCACAGCGCGCGCUGCAGGGCGGCUCUGGCGAGGCGGCCAGUCCCGAGUCGGCCAGCGGCAGCGCGGCCGCCGACGGCGACCGGCCGACCGAGGAGGAGCCCGCCGAGCCGCCGCCGCCGCCGCCCCCGCCACCGCCGCCGCCUCCGGCUCCCACCACCACCACCGUCGUGGAACAUCCCCGGAAGCGCAAGAUGCGCCAGGCGCGUGCCACCCAGCAGGCUGCCGAGGAGGCGGCGGCGGCGGCGGCCGCGGGCGGCUCUCCGGCGCCGCCCGCCGACCCGCCCUUCAUGAACAACUACAAGGCGUUCCAGGAGAUCCGGCGGCAGAUCGACCGGCGCCGGCGCGAGCUCUUCCCCAUCACCCCCAAACCGCCGCGCGGCUUCAAGGACUACCUCAUCAACCGGGCCACGUACGUGCUGGCCGGGAACGUGCACUCGCGGCUGAGCGUGCCCACCAUGGCGCCACCGUGCAGCCUGGCCGCCGGCAUGAAGGAGCUCUUCGUGGAGCAGGAGAUCGAGCGCUACAAACUGCGACUGCAGCACAUCAUCGAGAAGGAGAAGCUGGUGCUGACGGUCGAGCAGGAGAUUCUGCGGGUGCACGGCCGGGCGGCGCGCGCGCUGGCCAACCAGGCGCUGCCGUUCAGCGCGUGCACCAUCCUCCGUGACGAGGAAGUCUACAACCUCGCCACACCCGAACAGGAGGAGAAGGACCGCAACGUGCGCGACCGCUACAACGGCCGACAGUUCUUCAGCUGGCUCCAGGACGUCGACGACAAGUGGGAGAAAAUCAAGGAGGGUAUGGUGUUACGACACCACAACGAGGCAGAGUCGCUGCACGCCGUGCAGAAGAUGGACUGGGAGUGGAAGCUGAAGGAGAUCGGCGCCUGCGACCCCCGCACCACACCCAACAUCGACGAACUGCACGUGCCCAUGGUGAAGGUCAUUGACGACUUUGACAUGCCGCCGAGUUGAGCGGCUGUGGCGAGGGCAGCUUGGGAGGGGCUUUGCUGUGCGCGGGAUCAGUGCGGGAUAGUGUCAAAAAGGCGCCGUUUCUUGGACUAUUGUGGCAAAUCCUCAUGGGCCCGUUUGUUAUAUGUAUUGUAUGUAUGUAGUGUAUGUGUAAUGUGUGGGAUGUACGCGAGUGGUCGGUCUGUGUGCCCCUCGUAGCCUGUUCGCGGUGUUCGCGGGGCCGGGCAGGGUAGCUUUUUUGCUGAUUUGCUCCUGUUGUGUGUGUAGGGGAGGGGAGUCGUCCCAGCUCUAGUGAUAUCAGUUGGGGAAACUACGAGGAGCCAAACAAAAUUGGAUCAGCCAAUCAACGGCUGGAGAUGACCAUAUAUGGUCAUAAAAUCAGACAACAUCUUUUCCAUGCAUCCUAGCAUUCAAAUGAAAAAAUAAGGCAUUAUAAUGUUUUUUAACCACACAAGGCCUACACUCACUCGGUGCACAAUGCACUGGCGGCUCUAAAUCGCAGAUUUACAAUACAAGGGCCCUGUUUCACCGGUGAUAGCAGCACGCUGCUUUUACACGUGUCAAAUUGGGUUUCCAUGGAAACAUCAACAGGCUCAUUGCUCCAACACUACCAGAAGUGUGACGUCAGCUCGCGCAAUUUGAUAGCAGCGUGGUAGCAGCGUCCCGUGAAACACCGCCAAGGUCAAACAGUGAUUGGCAAAUAUGGCGGAUUAAAACAGACGCGCCAAAAAAAUGUAAGCAGCUACACCGUGGUUUGAAAAUGUCAUUAUUUUUAUUAUUUUGUUUAUGUUUUUUCCAAUUUUGGUUGAAUUAUAAUUAUAAAAUAAAAUAUCUUCAUUCAAAUAAAAUUAAAUCUUAAAAACAAUUUUCUUUCAAAACACCAAUCCAUUUAUGGAAUGGCCAGCUGAUUGUGACGCUCAGAACCUGCAGAAAAGCUGUUUUGCUAUCGCCAUUUUCGAGUGAAUUCGCCGAAUUUAAUCAAAUGGCGUGAUUUCGCAGUGGAAAAUGGAAGCCUUUUCUCUCCGAUAAGUGGACGCGAUACCGCAAGUACCGGCACGUUAUACCGUUUUUCUUCCGUAGUAGCGAGGGCUGCUUUUAUGCCCAUAUAUGGUCAUCAAAAGUCUAUUUAUUGACCAAUCAAUUUUUGGAUCUUCGCCUCGUAGUUUCCCCAACUGAUAUGUAUAGAGGACGACCGUCCCGCACCGAAAUGCUGUGUGGACGGCACGGCAUACGUUGUACUGUGCUAUCCUCUACGACUGUUUGCUGGCAUUGUGCUGUGCUGUGCUGUGCUGGCUCCCGCGCCCUAUGUGCCGUGCUGUCUGGCGUGUGCGGAUUGCUUCCUCACCGUGCGAACGCCCGUAUCAGCGGCAGACAAUCGCUUGUGUUACGGGAUAUGUUCAAUGUUCAUUAUGUAUGUACUAAAUACAAACUUGACACCACAA
This is a messenger RNA of Amphibalanus amphitrite, 4076 nucleotides long. RefSeq names its product ankyrin repeat domain-containing protein 11-like. NCBI's taxonomy places the organism in Eukaryota, Metazoa, Arthropoda, Thecostraca, Balanomorpha, Balanidae. The transcript is spliced from 8 exons. The coding region runs from base 121 to 2637 and encodes 838 amino acids. Gene Ontology annotation, cellular component: nucleoplasm. Gene Ontology annotation, molecular function: protein binding. The record is from RefSeq and is a predicted model, not a curated record.